Molecule: messenger RNA, 1269 nt
Organism: Epinephelus fuscoguttatus (brown-marbled grouper)
Lineage: Eukaryota; Metazoa; Chordata; Actinopteri; Perciformes; Serranidae
Exons: 11
Coding region: 1-1194 (397 amino acids)
Source: RefSeq, a predicted model, not a curated record
AUGGGUUAUGCAAGGGCUACCUGGUGGUACCAGGUGGGUAUGGGCCCAAAACCCACCCAUGUGAGCAUAAUGGCAUGGGGCCAUUAUGGAACCCAUGGCGCAUCAGAAUCUCAGCUGUCAGACAGCAGUGAGGCGACUGAAGCUGAGAGAUCAAGAGAUGUCAAGAUCUACAUUCCCUAUGAGUCAGCCGAACUCUGCGUCACUCAGAUAGCUGAGGACAUGGAAGCCAUGAAGAGAAGACACCUUGAAAUGAUGCAGGAGCUGGAGGAGAACUUCCAGGUCACAGCACGAGAGAACCAGGAGUGGACCGUGCAGAGGAUCAGAUCUCAUCAUCAGAACAAAUUGAAUACUCUGAGGAGAAUCUUGGACCUGUACCAGGAGAAGGUGGAGAAGAAGAAUGCAGACUGGGAGAGGAGAGUCACGGCCUUGACUGCACAGAACGAGCAGCUGCUGGAGGAACAGAGAGCAGAGAGGAGGAGGAGUAAAGAGGAGGCCCUCCAGUGGCAAAGAGAGAAGAGCAAAAUGCUGGAACUGUUCUCCAACAGGCUGGAUGUUCUGCACAGCCACCAGGCCUCCACUCUACAGGAGCUGCAACUUGCCAGACAGGAAGUAGGGAAAGUCCAAGAAAUGUUGACCGUAUCAUCAGUGGGGCAACAGGAAGCUGCUGAGGAAGAUGAAAGCUCAGAGAACAAAGGACUUUCAGCUCAACAGCAGACCGGGGCCUGCAAUGAGUUGAAUCAGCUACUAGAGGGGGCUAAAGCCCGCCUGAAGGAGCUGAAAGAGAGCCUGUAUCAGAGGGAGAGGGAGAUCACUGAGCUGCUGGAGGCAGAGGGGGGUCCUGUCCCUCCUGUCCCUCAGCCGCCCUGCAGCGUUCUGCUCCUCACUGUCACACACAAGGCUCAUGCUAUCUGCACUGCAGUGGCUGAGACCAGAGCUCUUUUGGACUGCAUGAUUGAGGAGAAUCGGAUCGCUCUGAUUGAAGCCAGAGACAAACUGGAUUGUCUACAGAUGGCCAAAGAAGACAGUUAUGACAGAGACAAUAAGACCACUGAUCAAGACGGGUUAGACGAAUAUGAGUCUUUGUCUUUGCUACAAGAAACUGUGAAGGAGCACGAGGUCUCACAGUUGGCUUUGGACUGCAUCAAAACUGGAGAAAGUCCUGUAAUAAAUGGGAUUGGUCUUGACUGGUCUUGAAAUAAAAUUCAGGGUGCUCUUUGUCCAAGACCGAGACAAGACAGUAUGCGGUCAAGCCAAAGAGGAGACCAAGAC